Messenger RNA from Homarus americanus (American lobster), 5716 nucleotides. It is a transcript of the gene Scm, whose product is annotated as polycomb protein SCMH1-like. The record is from RefSeq and is a predicted model, not a curated record. Gene Ontology annotation, cellular component: nucleus. Gene Ontology annotation, biological process: regulation of DNA-templated transcription. The transcript has 14 exons. Gene Ontology annotation, molecular function: protein binding. The coding region runs from base 216 to 2879 and encodes 887 amino acids. NCBI's taxonomy places the organism in Eukaryota, Metazoa, Arthropoda, Malacostraca, Decapoda, Nephropidae.
UCAAGAAGCAUCAGACGCCUAAACAAUAUGGCGGCUAGUGUUUGUUGUUUUUAUCGUUAGGGAAUUUUUAUGACCGUUACGACAAAUUGGUGUGUGUGUGUACAUGUGUGGCUGAGAAGACUUGACCUAGGAGGUUUACCAGGCUUAGUAAUGGUGAGACAGUUGGAGACAACUGAGGCUCAGUGAUGGUGACACAUUGAGAGAGUUACAACAAGAUGCCAACACCAGGUAGAGGUCCAGGUCGGCCACCAAAAAACCCACGCACUUGCACAUGGUGUUCUGAGGUAAAAUCGCAACUGAAGUAUGUGUUUCCUACAAGCUCAGGAAAACGAGAAUUCUGCUCGGAAAUGUGCCUCUCGGAAUACAGAAAAGCCCUUAUGAAGGGCACGUGUGCCAACUGUGACAAUGUUAUCCGGUCGACACCAGUCAAGUGUGAAACGUCUUCUGGUCGUCGGAGAGAACUCUGCAGCAAUGAGUGCCUUAAGGCUUGGGCCAAGAAAGAAAAGGAGAAAGAACAUGUGGAAGUUGAAGAAGAAAUGGGUGUUGCUUCAUCCUCUUUCUCCUCCUUGACCACUCCACCCUCAAGCAUGUCACCCUCCUCUGGAAAUGGAGUGUCUCCCAAUGAAAAGGCUCUCGGCUUGGAAGCGGCUGCGGGUAGGAAAGGUCGUGGUCUGAGUGCCGCUGCAUUAGCCCAGAUGGAGGCUGCUGCAGAGUUCAACUGGGAAGACUACCUCAUGGAGACUAACUCGAUUCCAUCUCCUGCCAAGUGUUUCAAACAGCACAAGAUACCCCCCAAAAAUGAGUUCAGAAUUGGGAUGAAACUGGAAGCUUUAGAUCCCCGUAAUCUGACCUCAACAUGCAUUGCCACAGUAGUUGGGACUUUGGGCCCUAGACUGCGGCUGAGACUAGAUGGCUCGGAUAAUAAGAAUGAUUUCUGGCGACUGGUGGACUGUAACAAUGAGAUACAUCCUAUCGGCCACUGUGAAGAGCAUGGUGGAAUGUUGCAGCCGCCUCUUGGUUUCCGGAUGAAUGCAUCUUCUUGGCCAAUGUUCCUCUUGAAGACUUUACACAAUGCAGAAGUUUCUCCACCACACAUAUUCCGUACAGAGCCACCAACUCCACAAAAAAAUUAUUUCGAAGUGGGUAUGAAGCUGGAGGCAGUAGACAAAAAAAAUCCUCAGCUUAUCUGUGCUGCAACUGUAGGUGCGGUGAAUGGUGACAUGAUCCAUGUAACCUUUGAUGGGUGGCGAGGAGCGUUUGACUACUACUGUCGGUAUGACUCUCGGGACAUAUUCCCCGUUGGGUGGUGUGCUAUGUCAGGUCAUCCUCUACAACCUCCUGGGCAGAUGUGGGGUCCUCCUAGCAGUCGGUACAAAGCUCGUGUGCUGAAUAUCCCUCCUCCUCUGGCAGGGCCAUCGUCCAAGUCCCCAGAAAUAGUCCCAGAGAAAAGCCCUUCAUCAACUGGAACUUCACCUGCCAAGUCUGUCAGUCGAAGUAGACACCGAUCACCCUCUCCACCUCCCGUUAGUCCUACCCCACCAAGCCAAACCACUCCCUCCAAGUCAACACAAAGUUCAUCAUCUAGCAAACCAUCAUCAACUACUAAAGCAUCAUCAGCAAAUAAAUCAUCAUCAUCCCCAUCAACAGCAGUUAAACCUUCAUCUUCAUCAAACAAACUGCCAUCAUCUAAGCCAUCGUCAUCAUCAUCAGCAUCUACAACACCAUCAUCUUUACCAUCAUCACCCACAAAAACCCCUGCAGGAUCAGCGGGUUCUGAUAGUAGUAACACUACCCCAGCCCUCACCAACAGUCAGUCAGAUGCAUCAACCACCAACACCACCACCACCAGCAUUGUAGCAGCCAUAAGUUCAUCUACCAUUUCUUUAGCUCAUUCAUUACCUCCAGCACCCAGAUCACCAGAAACCCCAACUUCUCCCUCAAUAUCAUCCUCCCAUAAAUCAGCAGCCUCAUCUAUGGGGUCUACCAGUGGUACAGGUCCAGCAACACAAGUUGGCAUUGGGUCUGAGUCAACAAAACCAGUGCCACCACAAAAGUCCCCAAGUAUAACAGUAACUGAACCUGAUACCUCAACUGUCCAUAAAUUAAGUGCCUCAGUCAUUGUGCAUGUCAACCAUGGGUGCACAGGUGGUCCAUACCUGGAUAACUCCCGAGUGGGAGAGCUUCCACUGCAGUUUGGUCCUGGAAGUCUCAAUCGAGUUGUGCGAGAAUCUGUACAAGCACUAGCAGAUGCUGCACCAGAUCCCAGAGCAGUUACUUCUCUUCUACCUCAUGGCAAUGGCAAAGUCAUUAUCAAAAGUACUGUUGAUGGUGAGCCUGAGACACACCGCCUUCCAUCUCUAGAGAAAGUGGAGGACUUCUGGAGUGUGUUAGAAACACUGUUUGAAGACCUCAUGUGCUGUGAAAACUUUUAUACCCAACAACCUGUGAACCAUUGUACAAAGUGUGCCCGCCAGAGUCCUGCACAGUUCAAAAGAGAGCAAGAGGCAGCACAAGUUGCAGUUGGUGUUAAGAGAUCAGCUUCCAGUGAACCCAGUGAAACCCUUACACCCUCUAAGGUUGCUAAGCCUGUCUUGCAAGAGCCAUCCCCCUCCUCGGUGAGUGAGCCGGGCCAGAGUCCCCGGCCCCGCGGUGAUCCGGCAGAGUGGACCGUUGAGGAAGUCAUCACACACAUUGCCAACACUGACCCCGCACUAGCCAACCAUGCUGAUCUGUUCAGACGACACGAGAUUGAUGGAAAAGCUCUCCUUUUACUCAACAGUGACAUGAUGAUGAAGUAUAUGGGACUUAAACUUGGUCCUGCACUCAAGAUAUGUAACCUCAUUAAUAAGAUACGUGGACGCAAACAUCUCGUCACAUAAACUGUGUCAGUGGAAAUGUGAUACUUUGUUGAUUUGUCAUGUAGACUACCUGUUACCUACGUAGUUUGGAACAGGAGGAAGUAUCCACCUUGUACAAGACUGUGUGUGACUCCUGUAGAUGUAAUUCCUAUGGCCACCGUGCAGGGUUAAUUCUGACGUGUACAGUAUGUCACACCCACCUUCAUCCGUCUUAACCAUGAUAGGUUAUGUCGGAAGAGUUAUUCUUGUUAUCCCAAUUUCAUGGAGAUAAUUGUUGUAACUAAAUUUUAUUUAUUUAUUUAUUUAUUUAUUUUAUUUUUUAUUUAUUUUUUAAUCUUAUUUUUAAUAUAAAUAAACUGGCAUCUUCCAAAGAAAAAACACUAAGUUUAGCAUGUAUAGACAUCAUGGAAGAAACAGCAUGAUAGCUUGUGGUUAUUGCAAAUGCCUAAAACAUGAAGUAGGACCACAUGCAUGAAAUGGAAUGAAUCUGUAUAGUUUAUUUUGUCAAGAGUACUGUAUAUCAAUAAAUAUGUGUCUUGUCAACAUGUCAGGGAAAGAAACAUGUGUAAUAUGUACAAAAGGCACUUAAAUAAGAGGACUAGCAUUCUUGUUAUGGUUUUACACUAUUAGGUAUGUCCAAAUACUGUACAGUGGUAUUUUUUAUCUGAAAAUAACUGUUGGGAAAGAAAGCUAAUUUUAUUGUAGACUUUUUUGUGUGUGUGCAUCAGUUACUAAUUUUAUCACAAAUUUAUUAGAUGCGGUAAGCAAGGGUGCAGAAUACAGGAAUCAGGUUAAGGGUUGAGAUAAACAUUGAAGAGUGUUAGAAUGGCUUUAAUGUUCAUAAUUAUUGUUAGGUUCAUAAAUUAUGUGAUUGGCUUGUCAUUAAUGUAAUCUUUCAUCCCAUGGCAGAAUGAAGACUCCAUUUGAGUUUUGGGAACAGGCUUGCUGAUUUAACUGAUAAUUAAUUUGGGGGGAAAUACAUUCUACAUGAAGUAAAUAUAUUGAUAGUACCCCGGUAAUACCCCGUGAUUUUGGGGAAUAUUUGAGAGGAAGGGUUUAUUUCACCAGCAUCUGGUUCCCAGAAUUAUCACUUUGAUCAUUACGAGUCAGUUACUCUAAGGACUUGUCAAAAUGAUGCUUACAUAACCAGCAUCUGUUUUUUUUUGUGGUCCUGUUUCCUCUGAAGCAGUAGUCAUACCCAUCUAAUCUAGCCUAAGUAACCUAAUGAGAGUUACCCACAUGGAAUGAAAAAUGACUUAAGUUUUUAAUUGGGUGAACUUCACCAGCUCUACAAAUUACAAAAUGGUACAAGGAGAAUUGAUUGCAGGUGAAACAGUCACUUCAAAUUUGAAAAGAAUUUAUAGUGAUUGUACCUCUGGAAAUAGCUGUUUUGAAAAUUUGUAUUGAAGUUCAUUUGCAUCAAUUGUAGUUAAUGUAAUUUGACAGUUGUAAAUAAAGUAUGUGGUGAUUGCAUGGCAGUACAGUCUGAGUUAGCUAUUUCAUCUCGUGACAGUGAUCAUUGGGUGGCCAUAUUGACCGAGGUAGUUGGGGGCAAAGCAUAAAGACCAGAACUUUAAUUGAUGCUAACAUAAAACAGGAAAUUACAUCACUAAUUUCAGUAAUCUAAGAAAAAAAUAGAAUAGAAAUAAAACUGAAAAGUCUAGUCAAAAUUUAAUGUACAGUUAAAGAAGUAGUAGAAUGAACAAUUACAUAAGAUGAUACUGUUGGGUUUGUGGUAGAUGCUAUUGGCUUAAUGGUUGCAUUUAUCUUGAUAUCUCUGGGUAAAUGAAACUACCCCAAAAAAUUUUAAGAACAAAAAAACUUCUUUUGACAGCUUUAAUUUAUAGAUUCUUAUGUUGUAUUUCUGGGAUACCAAAGGGGGUGAAGAGAAAGCCUUGGGUUAGUUCACAUAUAGUGGGGAUGAUUGUUUAAUUAUUAUUAUUGAAAGUUUAUUUGUGUUCUGUUUGGAUGUCAUUUUCUUUCAUACAGUGUUUAGUCUAAAUCACCGGAUUUCUUUAGCUAUAUUUCCUUAUCUUUUAAUCAAGCCAUUUCAAACGGUCAGACAUACAGCUUUACAUAAACUUUUGAGUAUUGCAAGUGUUAUCCUUGGGACUACAAUCUGUCUCCAACUUUACAUCUUGUUCUUUUAAUAUUACUGGACUUGUGAUAGAAAAUGCAGCCCUCACUACUAAUUACCCAAUACAUCAUUUGGUUACAGGUGUUGUGACUGAGACAUAUGUGUGAUGUAUCAUUAUGUACUGUGUAGCCAGCACAUAAUUUACGUUAACAUCUGGUGCCUGUUGACUCUCUCUCUCUCUCUCUCUCUCGUUUGGUUAGAAAAAAUAUGAUUUCACUGCAUUAUUUUGAGAUUAUAGGAAAGUUAUUUUUUAUUUUUAUUUUUUUCUUCAUGAAAAGGCUAUGUUCACAUAUAUGUUUUGUACUACUGAAGUUUACUGUAGUGUAAUUUAAUUUUGAACAUACACUUUGAUUCUCAAGUGAAUAAAUGAGAAAGAUUUGUCACAAAAUUAAUUUCUAUCUUUAAUACAGAUGAAGUAUUUGUGAGAACAUUGGUUUAUUGAAAGAAUUUUGAAUUUCUCUGCACGAAAAGCAUACCACUGAUGUAUUUAUGGGCACUUGAGCAUCACCUGAAAGUGUGAGUAUAUAACACAUUGUCUUGUUUGAAAAUCUAGAUAAUGAAACUAUAUAUAGUACUGGAUUGUGGAAACUAAAUAUUAUGUGAUUAUAAUGUGUAUGGGAGGAUGUACUGUAUUCAGAUUUAACCCUUUGAGGACGGUGAUGGCAGUUUGUGGUCGUUACCCAUUUAAUGGGGAAUAUCAAAUAAUAAAAGAAAAAUAUAA